UGAGAGCAUAUCUCUUUAUCUCUCUCCUUCAGUUCGGACUUUGAUAUCACCGAGGGAAGGGUCAAAGGUGUUUAAGAGAAGGAGACGUUAAAGUCUCCUGAAAUUCGUUGUUAGUCAUGGGGUUGUAAAUCAUGGGAGAAACCUCAGUCAUGGGAUGUGGAGGUCUUCUCAAAAUGGAAGGCGGCGGCCUCAUACCGAUGCCCGGCCAGUCCUCGGUGAUCCAUCAUCAAUCAAUUCAUCAUUCAAUUAUUCCCUCCAACCCUCCCCAUCUUAUCAGCAAUUCACAGAUAAUUUCCCCAUCAGCUGGAGAGUACACCUCCCUCCAACCUUCUCCUCAUCCUCCACAUCUCAUCAGCAACUCACAGCAUUUACUCUCCACCUCUCCUAUACAUGAGGUGCCAAGCGUCGUUAAUGAUGAACCUGAUCCUGGAGAUUCUGCACAAGUCAGCCAGAUGUACUCGUCCUGCGAUAUCUGUGGGGACAAAGCAACUGGGAAACAUUACGGAGCAUCCUCGUGUGAUGGGUGUAAGGGAUUCUUCAGAAGAAGUGUCAGGAAGAAACAUGCUUACAGCUGCAGAUUUAACAGAUUCUGUACAGUGGACAAGGAUAAGAGGAAUCAAUGCCGAUACUGCAGGCUUAAAAAAUGCUUUAAAGCAGGCAUGAAGAAAGAGGCAGUUCAGAAUGAAAGGGAUAGGAUAAGUACCCGACGGCAGCCUCCAGAGGACGGAUUAAACGGUCAAAACGGCCUCUCAGUUAAAACUUUGCUUAACGCUGAGGUCUUGUCAAGACAGGGAAAUAAUGCAUUUGAGAUUUGUCAUGAACUGAGCGAAUAUGAGAUUAAUACCAAGCGUCUAGCUUCUAUACCAGACAUAGGUGAGAGUAUGAAGCAGCAGCUCCUGAUCCUAGUGGAAUGGGCAAAAUAUAUUCCUGCUUUUAGCCAGCUCACUCUUGAUGAUCAAGUUGCCCUUCUUAGAGCUCAUGCAGGUGAACACCUACUGUUGGGGGUGGCACGACGCUCCUUGAAUUUGGAGAAUAUUCUCCUGCUUGGGAAUGAUAUGAUAAUACCUCGGGAUAUCCGGGACUGGGGAGCACCCUGGGUUACAGAAACACAGGAUCAUGUGGUGCGAGAUAUUGGAAUACGGGUUAUGAACGAACUUAUUGGACCUUUUAAGAUAACUCAAAUGGAUGAAACUGAGUUUGCUUGUUUAAAGGCAAUUGUCUUUUUUGACCCGAAUGCAAGAGGUCUAAAUGACGUUGAAAGGUGAAUAAAAAACUUGAAACUUGUAUUUUGUAAAUAAUUGUAAGACUAU
Messenger RNA from Eurytemora carolleeae, 1310 nucleotides. Its product is annotated as hepatocyte nuclear factor 4-gamma. The record is from RefSeq and is a predicted model, not a curated record. Gene Ontology annotation, biological process: regulation of transcription by RNA polymerase II; anatomical structure development; cell differentiation. The transcript has 14 exons. The coding region runs from base 132 to 1265 and encodes 377 amino acids. NCBI's taxonomy places the organism in Eukaryota, Metazoa, Arthropoda, Copepoda, Calanoida, Temoridae. Gene Ontology annotation, molecular function: RNA polymerase II cis-regulatory region sequence-specific DNA binding; nuclear receptor activity; zinc ion binding.